GUGGGUGUCUAGAACAAUAGGACAUGCGUGGACGGAGGGCAUCCUGAGCUCAGAGAGUUCGACAGUUCGAGAGGGAAAGAGAGAGAGAGAGAGUGAGAGAACAGAAGGUGGAUUCUGGUUCGGAGAAGGACUCAAGAUACGGUGAUGGAGAUUUGUGGUGCUUACAUAACGCUAGGAUGGAUUCCCACCAGAGUGGACAGGCGAUGCUUUGUGACCUUGAGGGGUGCCCUUGACCUGCCCAGUGUGUGCCUUGUGAGUGGCCUGUGGUUGCUGAGUCUGCUCCAGAUAGCCGGGACCUACACCUCACCUGCAGAGGAAGCUUUUGUCAGAAUGGCCACCAGCAGAUUUCAAACAGCAAGCCGGCCUGAAUUGAUAGAAAUUUGGCACACGGACUGUCACAGACGCUGUCGAUGGCAACUGAUUCGUCACGUUGAAAUUGCCUGUCAGUUUGAUCCAUAUGUUCAGAGCAAGCGAAGGAAACGAUCUCCCAUGAAGUUGGCGCCAAGCAGAGAACACGAGCAGAAAGUGAAGAAGAUCGCGGUGUUGAGGAACAUGACCACUCCCAACGACAGUGACCCUCAAACUACCAGCCCGCAGUCAGAUACUGGUCGACCACCGAUCCCCCAAAACCCGUUCCUCCCCAAACGGAAGGCCACCGGUUUCCUGACCAGCCAUGGCGGACGUCCCGGCGGCGGGAAGCGCGGCCUGAGACGGAAAAAGCGCGGCAUCAUGACCGAGUGCUGCUUCGAGAAGCCAUGCGCGUGGGAGGAGUUUGCUGAGUAUUGCCACGACAACAACCGUCGUCUCAGUGAGCGGGACAACCAGUGCACUUAGUGCACUCCGGGCACUACUUUACCAAAGGAUUAGGAACUGGGUUUUCUUUCGGUUUAAUUUUUGGUUUUUAUUUUGUUUGUUUUUUGUUUUUGUUUUUUUUAGAAACGAAGAAUGAAUAAAACAAGGACACACUAACAA
This is a messenger RNA of Aplysia californica (California sea hare), 972 nucleotides long. RefSeq lists its product as uncharacterized. The coding region runs from base 145 to 834 and encodes 229 amino acids. The record is from RefSeq and is a predicted model, not a curated record. The transcript has 5 exons. NCBI's taxonomy places the organism in Eukaryota, Metazoa, Mollusca, Gastropoda, Aplysiida, Aplysiidae.